Messenger RNA from Dicrocoelium dendriticum, 2300 nucleotides. NCBI's taxonomy places the organism in Eukaryota, Metazoa, Platyhelminthes, Trematoda, Plagiorchiida, Dicrocoeliidae. The record is from the annotation of a GenBank genome assembly.
GUUUUUCGUAAUUUCGGUACGUUUUGUCCGAUCACAGUUCAACCUCCCGCUCAACAAGAAGGUUGAUGAGGUUUUCCAUUCUUUCUAGCGCCACUGGUAAUUGAUAUUCUUGUGGCGUUGGGCUGCACCCAACUAUGUACGGCACUGGCCUUCUCUUCCUAUCUUCUGCGGUCAAAAAACAUUUCCUCGUUCCCAUUUUACAACGAGCCACCCAAAUGGUCCACGAGAAACUAAUACUUUGCAUACCGAAUAACACUUUGUCUCUGAUCCAGUGGAAAGGUGCCAUUUCCAGUUUUUACAACGCAGCCUCUGAGAUUUGCCCAUCACUUGAUGUAUACUUCCUCCUGCCGCGAAGUGAUAAAAGAAGCCGAGCUAUUGAAAUCGAUGUGAUCCUUUCUUGCGAACGGCUUACUGAGCAGGCAGUUGACCAAGCUCGUCUUUUGAAUCCUUCUUUGCCUCAUGGUGUUGACCACAUCAUGUUGUCCGAUUCCGUGAACUCGAUCGAAGACAACUUCGACACUAGUGAUACUUCUUCAUCUAAUACUUACGACUGUGUGUGCGUCGGUGGAACCUUUGAUCGUUUGCACAAUGGACACAAAAUUCUUCUUUCUAUCGGUGGUUUACUCACGAGAAAAGAGUUACUUGUGGGUAUCACUUCUGACGAAGGCCUCGAAAGUAAACAAUUGGCACCUCUGAUCUUGUCGUUCGAAUCUCGCUGCGCGAAUGUUCGGUCCUUCUUAUCCUGUGUUGGCUUCCCUGCCUCUCACCUCGUGGUAGCCAAGCUUACCGACCCCUUUGGACCUCCGGGAAACUGCAGUAAAUUUCAAUGCAUCAUUACUAGCGCGGAGGCUUUACCUAAUUGUGGAAAGUUGAACGAACUGCGCACUUCCAAAGGAUUCAAUCCCUUAGAAAUUGAACAAAUAGAAUUUGUCCCAGCGUUUCAACCACCUUCAGCGAAUGUACCGCCCGAAAUGCCUGAGUCCAAGUUGAGCUCAUCCACCAUUCGAUUCGACCUAUUGGGCACUCUGUUGCGCUCAGUUAACACGACUGCUCGUGAUAAUCGAAAAGCGCGUAAUCCCUAUGUCAUCGGUUUAGUUGGACCGUCUGGCGCCGGCAAAUCUGCCUUAGCCAAACGCCUUGCUAACAUGAGCUCUCAAGUUCAAGUCCUCGACUGUGACCGUCUAGGUCACGAAGCUUACAGACCCGGUACCGAUUGCUACAAAGCUCUCAUACAGCAUUUUGGUUUUGACGCCAUAGCAUCUCCGGAUCCACCGCAUUACAUUGAUCGGUCUCGCCUAGGAACUAUCGUCUUUUCUGAUGCUCGCCGCCUCGCUGAGCUAAACUCUAUCGUUUGGCCAGAAAUUCUUCGUCAAAUCGAAGAUUUUCUCCUGAAGAUUGACCAUCCACGUCUGUCAGAUCGGAACCACUUUUCUCGGCCAAUCGUUAUCUUGGAUGCUGCCGUCUUACUUCAGGCUGGCUGGGAUAAACUAUGCGAAGAGGUCUGGGUCGCAAUCAUUCCAAAACAAGAGGCACUUCGACGAAUUUGUGAACGAAACGGUUUGUCGUUGUCCACAGCCAACGAGCGUCUUUCAAGACAAGCUAGCGCUGUUGCCUCAUCCACCGGCGGUCUGGACUGGUGGAGCGUGGGACAACUGGACACGGGCUUGGGGCCCCUGGGACGUGCGCACGUCGUCUUGAGCACUCAGUGGGACCCAGAGUGCUCCCAGCAGCAAGUACAGAAGGCGUUCACCGGAUUAAAAAAGCGGAUGACUCUGGAAUCCUGAUCAAACGUUUCUCAUGACUCCGACCUCAUCCACCCCUAUUUUUCUCAGGUCUUUGGUCUCAUACACUUAGGACAGCGCAAGUGAUUUUAUUCACGUAUGAGCGGCCACUUUUCUUUUCUACAAAAUGCUCACAUCAUUCCUUCGUCAGUUGUGCGCUGUAGUCAGGGGCCAUGUAUUCUUAGGAAUUCACUCAGACAAUUGCUUACCUUGACUAUGUGAUUCAAACGGCCAUUGAAAAAUGCUAUACCUUGCUUCCUAAUCACACGAUCCUGGUUUUCAUAAUCUACGCGAACUAUAAUGGUGUUCACUGAUUCACCUGCGAAUGUUCUACUUACAAAUUAUCGUCUCGUAACAUGCUUGCUAGCGCGAUGUGCAUGCAGUGGCUACUCCGGCAGAUUUCUCAUCAACUUUUCAUCUGACUCGUAUCCAUUCACUCUCUUCGGACGUCUUUGAAUGGUGUCGGUAAUAACGUCGCCGCCGUCCGGUAAUAGAUUAAAUAAAUAAAUGUUUUAUUCC